Henningerozyma blattae CBS 6284 is the source of this 1101-nucleotide messenger RNA. RefSeq lists its product as uncharacterized. The coding region runs from base 1 to 1101 and encodes 366 amino acids. Lineage: Eukaryota; Fungi; Ascomycota; Saccharomycetes; Saccharomycetales; Saccharomycetaceae. The transcript has a single exon. The record is from RefSeq and is a predicted model, not a curated record.
AUGAAAUGGACGGAUGCAAUUAAUUUCUGUAGGUUCCAUAACCAAGUGAUUUCAUUCUCUGAUAAUAUUCUAGGUAGUUUUCUAUUAGAUGACACACUUGUUGAAAGGAUUAUAAAGCCUUAUACCACUGGAUUUUCGAUAUUAGAGCAUAAAGAAUUAGGUACCAUGAUGGAAUUUCAAAUUAGAGGUUCAACGUAUAUUCAAAUAGCGAAACAAUUAUAUUCCACAUAUUUUGAAAAAGAUCGAUUGAAAUGUAAAGAUUUUGCAGAUGAGUUAUUUUUUGACUUACCUAUAACAAGACGUAUAGCUGAACUUUUAUCUGGUAUCGGCAAUAUAAACACGAAAUUAGGCAUCAUUGGAGUAAGAUAUCCAUUUACAACUAUUAGAACUGCUCUUGCCAAUGCGACCUUUAUUUCAACAAGUAUUAAAAGAUUAAAUAAUGAAUAUUACAGUUUUAUCGAUUGUCCGAUGACUUUCCCCUAUCAAGAUCUAGUUUGGAAUGAUGAAGAAGGUUAUAUAAAGACGCAGGAUUUCUGUAAAGAUUAUCUAAAAGAAAAAUUUAAAACUUAUAGAACUGGGGAUGCAAUGUUUACUCCACCUGAUACAAAUAAAUUAGUUCCGUUCAAACUAAUUAACAAAGAACUUCCACAGUGGUUUCCUAAUAGAAAUGAAUAUUUAAAAGUUUAUAAACUUUUUAUGUUAAGUGAAGAUCAAUUUAAAACCGAAUUUGAAACGAAUUUUAAUGUUUUGAAGAACUCUUUAAAACUUGUUGGUUUACACCCAGCAGUGAUAACCACACUACAAAUGAAGCAAGUAAUAAGGCACCUGUAUUCCAAUUAUUUUAACCAUUUCAGUAGGUGGUUUACGAAUAAUUAUGAAAUGGUUUCUUCUCCAGGUACAGGUGUUGGAUGCAUUGGUCAAUUAUACACACUGAAAUACGAUAAUGGAUUUAAAGCUCAAACCCAGUUUAUUACAUCUGAUGCAGAUAGAAAAUACGGUUAUGCUCUUACUCCUGCUAAACAGGUAGAUAUUGACUUAUACUAUGAAAUAAGAAGUAAUGUUAAGCCAGAAAUGGUAGUCAGUAAUUAUAUAUUUGAUUAA